AUGGCUUCAUAUGCAUACUUAUUCAAAUACAUUAUAAUAGGUGAUACAGGCGUGGGUAAAUCAUGUCUGCUGUUACAGUUCACGGACAAACGAUUUCAGCCAGUGCACGACUUGACCAUAGGCGUUGAAUUCGGUGCGCGUAUGGUGUCCAUCGAUAAUACGCAAGUGAAGCUACAAAUUUGGGAUACG
This is a messenger RNA of Sphaeroforma arctica JP610, 189 nucleotides long. RefSeq lists its product as hypothetical. The annotation marks the transcript as partial. The transcript has a single exon. Lineage: Eukaryota; Ichthyosporea; Ichthyophonida. The record is from RefSeq and is a predicted model, not a curated record. Gene Ontology annotation, molecular function: GTP binding; GTPase activity. Gene Ontology annotation, cellular component: Golgi apparatus.